Molecule: messenger RNA, 1467 nt
Organism: Phytophthora nicotianae INRA-310
Lineage: Eukaryota; Oomycota; Peronosporomycetes; Peronosporales; Peronosporaceae
Exons: 2
Coding region: 13-1344 (443 amino acids)
Source: RefSeq, a predicted model, not a curated record
AUUAGAAUUUUAAUGGGUUUUUUCGUCUGCAUUGAGACUAUGGACGCCGAGCAGGUUCGCGUAAGUGGCUUCAAGCGCAUCCUAGUGCGGCUAGAUGAGGGCACGCGCCGCAAGUACUGCUGCCGCGCGCUCGAGCAAGAUCUGCAAAACGUCAAGAACCAGAUGCGCGCGUGUACGGCGGCCAUGGCGGAGGCCAAGCAGGUGGAAGACGCCACACGCAAGCUACACGCCAGUCAACGGGCUGCAGUGUCGAGUGAGCUGCUGGACGACUUAGAAAUGCUUCAGUGCCAUUUAGAAACGGCCACAAAUAAGCUAAUUUCCGGUAGCAAGCCUCAGAAUGGAGCGUUAGAUGUGGCAAAAGAAGAUCUUGAAGUCAAGGAGGAGGCUGAACCUGCGGAGACUUCGACAUUCGAGAAGGCCAAGACGCUGGCGAGGCAGAUUUUACAGACAAAGGAGUUUGACGCAGCAGUGCACCAAAUUAAGCACUUGGAGAGGCUGAUGCCAGUGCUGAAGGAGGUGGACGACAAGAAACAAAAAUGGUGGAAGAAAUAUGUGCGGAAGGUUGUAACUCACACUCUCGAGCUGAAAGGAGAUGGCACGACGGACAAGCGGCUUAGUCGUUUAGAUAGGUCGCUCAAGAAGAUUGAAGCCAAGUGUCCGGAGCUCACGGAAUGGAUCAAGAGUAUCCAAGACCAAAUUUCCGAAAAGCAAAGUCAAGAGUCUUCAGUUGAAGCACCGGUAUCGAAGAGCAAGAAGAAGCGUGCGAUUGCUCUGCCUGAUGAUGGAGAAACGGCAAUGACGAGUACUACGUCUCCUGCAAAACCUAAGAAGGUCAAGGCUACCAACAAUACUAAGGAAAAGAAGACUGAGUCGGUUGAAAAGGCUCGAGCUCUGUUACACCGCUGCUCGCGGGAGGUGCGCACAUUGCGUGACAAGUUUGAACUGGGUGCGUACGACGUGAAUUUGAGUCGCAUGGUGACGGUUGUGGACUCCUUGUGGUCGGGUUUUGAGCACUCGGAGCUGGUGUCGCUGACUACUGCGCUAUUCACGCUGGUGGAGACUGUGGAGAAGGUUGUGAACCAAGCCAAGCGUCGAGACCGUCUCAUGUGUCUAGAAAGCGUCCUGGGCGUCGUCCUGGGCUCAUCCAAGCUGCAACUGACAGCACGACGCAAGACGAUGGUGGAGGAGUAUGCAAACAACUGCCGCCAGUCUUUGCAGCAGUUGAAUCGACAGUCAGAAAACGUCCAGCAACCUGCUAGCCAAGCGUCAGUGCACAAUGCAGUGCCAACCGCUUCACGUCAUGUUUCAAAGACUACCGGGAGUUCGCACGUACGCUUCGGCUAGUUAGAAGUCGAGUAUAAUAGAUCGAUACAGCUGACAAGACUACGCUUUUAACUGGGUUUUUCUCCGACUAGGACAGGUACAAACUGCUGGCAAACACGACGUCGCGCUUGAUGGCUUCAGAGG